Molecule: messenger RNA, 1894 nt
Organism: Drosophila bipectinata
Lineage: Eukaryota; Metazoa; Arthropoda; Insecta; Diptera; Drosophilidae
Gene: CtsK1
Product: C1 family peptidase 26-29-p
Biological process (GO): immune response; positive regulation of peptidase activity; positive regulation of apoptotic signaling pathway
Cellular component (GO): lysosome
Molecular function (GO): cysteine-type endopeptidase activator activity involved in apoptotic process; cysteine-type endopeptidase activity
Source: RefSeq, a predicted model, not a curated record
AGAUGGCCCCUUGAGCCGGCAGAACAGUUUAAUUUGUCGAACAAAAAGCUCAGAUUGAAAAGUGAUCGCGAUUGAGAAAGUUGAGACUCCAGACAGAGUUCCAGUGUUUUAGUAUUCCCCAUAAUGAGAGUGGUGUUAGCCUUAGGCCUGCUGGUAGGCCUGAUAUUAUCAGGCGAUGCUACAAAUCCACCGAAAUGGGACCCCAACUACAUUGUCAAGGGUACCUUGUACAUUCCCUACGCCGAGAUCGCCGAGCCCUUUUAUGCCUGGUAUGACAAGAACACAAAACGCUCCCGCAUCGACUAUUACGGCGGAAUGGUGAAGACGUACCAAUUGGCCGGAGAGGGAGACUUUGGUACCAUGUUGAAGCUGGCCCCCAUUACCACCAAAACGGAGACGAACAAGCUGACAUGCCUGCAGGUGAAUGGAACUAAGGAGGAGUCGGUGCAGAUCCAGAGCAUUCUGCCGGAUGCGAAACCCUUCCAGCUGGUGGGAACAGAAACCUUUUUGGGCUACACCUGCGACAAGUUCCGGCUGGAGUCGGUCAUUGGUCAGAAGAAGAACGUGUAUACGUUGUGGGUGCGCUACAAGAAGUCGCCUCACUACCCGGCCAGCCGAAUGCCCAUCCCCGUGCGCUACGAAAUGCGGGGCUACAAUACCCUAUUGGGCUCCCACUACGACCACUACUACCUCGACUAUGAUAGCUACGAGCACGACGACAUUCCCAACGAGGUGUUCGAGAUCGACGAUAGCCUGCAGUGCGUCGGAUUCCCCGGACCAGGCACAGGUCACUUCGCCACCUUCAACCCAAUGCAAGAGUUUGUUAGUGGCGUCGAUAAGCAUGUGGAGAAGGCCUUCCAUCACUUCAAGCGCAAGCACGGAGUCUCCUAUAACAGCGACAAGGAGCACGAGCACCGCAUGAACAUCUUCCGUCAGAAUCUGCGUUACAUUCACUCCAAGAACCGUGCCAAGCUCAGCUAUACGCUGGCCGUUAACCACCUGGCUGACAAGACCGAGGACGAGCUCAAGGCGCGUCGUGGCUACCGAUCCUCUGGUGUCUACAACACCGGUAAACCCUUCCCUUACGAUGUGCCCAAAUUCAAGGAUGAAAUCCCCGCGCAGUACGAUUGGAGACUCUUCGGAGCCGUCACACCCGUAAAAGAUCAAUCUGUCUGCGGAUCCUGCUGGUCGUUUGGAACCAUUGGUCACCUGGAGGGUGCCUUCUUCUUGAAAAACGGAGGCAACCUGGUCCGACUCUCGCAGCAGGCCUUGAUCGAUUGCUCCUGGGCGUAUGGAAACAAUGGCUGUGACGGCGGUGAGGACUUCCGCGUCUACCAGUGGAUGCUGCAGGUCGGAGGUGUGCCCACUGAAGAGGAGUACGGUCCCUACCUGGGACAGGAUGGCUAUUGCCACAUCAACAACGUGACCUUGGUGGCUCCGAUCAAGGGCUUCGUAAACGUGACCUCCAACGACCCGAACGCCUUCAAGCUGGCUCUGCUCAAGCACGGGCCUCUGUCGGUGGCCAUUGACGCCUCCCCCAAGACCUUCAGCUUCUACUCUCACGGUGUGUACUACGAACCGGAAUGCAAGAACGACGUGGAUGGACUUGACCAUGCCGUGCUGGCUGUGGGUUAUGGCACCAUCAAUGGCGAGGACUACUGGCUGGUGAAGAACUCGUGGUCCACCUACUGGGGCAACGAUGGAUACAUCCUGAUGUCCGCCCGCAAGAACAACUGUGGUGUCAUGACCAUGCCCACAUAUGUGGAAAUGUAAACAUUUCCCACUCACUCAUCGUUUCGAUUUUCUGUAAUCUUACUUAUUUUCCCGCCCCGAGGGCGUUAAAUAUGCAAUAUACAUAUAUACAUAUAUAGUGCCGAUGUGCACUCUUUUGUAA